Molecule: messenger RNA, 3012 nt
Organism: Parnassius apollo (apollo)
Lineage: Eukaryota; Metazoa; Arthropoda; Insecta; Lepidoptera; Papilionidae
Source: the annotation of a GenBank genome assembly
AUGAUUAUUGCGCACGCCGGUGGGAAAGCGCGGGAGGGAAAACGCGCGAAGCUACUGCCAGUCUCGGGCCGCGAGCGCGAGCGGCCGCGCGCCGAACACGCAAAGUACGAAAGCGCCCUGGCGAACGACGAACGCUGCGCUCGCCGCGGCGUCACGUUCUCCGGAUCGACCGCGAACGGCAACACUACCACCGUGACUGAAUUUCAGUGUCAAAAGGUGCGCGUCCGCGAAUUCUACAUCGCGAUGCAGCGUUGCCCCUACAUCCACGAGAUGAAGGAGCGACUGCUCGGCGCACCGGUGGAAACCCUAGAGACGAGAGAAGCGAGGGAGGCAAGGGAGGCGAGGGAAGUGCGGGAGCCAACCCACGAUCGCGCCCUCGAACAAAUACAAGACACCCAGGUCGGCACCAUCGUCAAACUGAAUUCGGACGGAUACGGUUCGCACACGUCGCCGGCGCGGGCGCCACUCGUCACGGACGAGUGCGAUGCGCCGGCGGACGAGACCGACGCCCUCUCACCCACUGAAGCGGUACUGCGGUACCGAGCCUGCUGUCAACCUGACACUAAACCUAAAAAUGCCAAAACCUCAUUAUUUAUAAUUUCAAGUUUCAUUUACGCGAAGCUUCUGGUUGUGGUUUGCAUUGCCUAUGUCAUCAGUGAUGUUAUUACCCACAACCUGCCACUUUACUACUACGAAGGUUUCUUCACCUACCUAUAUGGCAUGAGCAUAUUAUUCUUGCUGUACGUCUUCUGUUUCCUACUACAAGAAAGUGCAUGCUGUAACGGUAGUCCACCGAAACCAAAACCUCCACCAAAAGAGAAGAAACCCAAGAAAGAAAAAGAAAAGAAGACCAAAGAUAAAGAAAGCAAAGAUGGAAAAGAGGGGAAAAAAGACGGUAAAAAAGAAGGUAAAUCAAAGGACAAGGAUAAAGAUAAGGAAAGCGGAAAGGAUAAAGCGAACAAAGAAAGCAAGAAACAAAGCCAAUUUCAGCAACAAGAUGUGGUGGAGCUGGAAGCGGGGCCUGUGGCAAGGCCAAUGCGCCGGCGAAAAACUUCACAGAAUGAUCACAGUCACGGUAGCUUCUUCUUAAGAAUAGGCGCAAUUGCCUUCGGCCUAGGAACCAUGAUUUAUAACGGCUUGGAGUUUGGAACAUUUUUUGAAUUACCAUUAGAUUCACCUUGUUACCUCAUCCUUAAAGGGAUCAAUCCAGUAUUGCAGAUGGUUUUUACAUUUAUGCAAAUGUAUUUUAUUUUCAUGAAUUCGCGAUUGAAUAUUCACCGCUUCAAGGUAAUCGCUCGGUUCGGUUUAAUGCACGUCGUUGCUACCAACAUUUGUGUUUGGAUUCGCACUCUUGUACUAGAAUCUCUAAAAGAGAUUACUGACUACCAUGUCAAGAACCCUCACGGUAUUCCUGGGGAAGGCAUACUUGGAAAAGUCAUCCGAAAGCACACCUUAAGACAUUCUGGUAAAGUAUUUGGUGCAGCGACAACAGUUGCGUCCACAGCUGUUUCCAUGGCUAAGAGUUCUAGUGAUCAGAUACUGGGCAUCGUUACAACUGCUAAUCCUACCACGACUUCACCUGCCACGACCAAUCCUUCACCAUAUUAUAAUGCCGGUGGUGGGUUUAUGCCGCAAUCGAAAAUAAUCGACACUUUAAAAAGCACAGUAGGUUACGGAAACGAUAUGGGCUAUGGUCACGGGUCUAAAGAAUCAUGGCCUAAUGAUAACCCAUUCAUCACAACAUCCACUACCGCACCAAUAACGUCGCAGAACGGAAAAGUGACUCAGACUCAAACGGCCAUGUUGGAAGUUUUCCAAUGGCUUUACACUUCAACCUUGAAACCAAUAGUUAGCACCAUGACAACAAUGGUCGCUUCCACACCUGGAUCUUACGUAACUGACAAAGAUGAAUGGGGCAAUAGUAUUCAAAAAUAUCGCGUUGAUGAACCACCUCAUGUGCCAGCUAACAACUCAACGGAAGUCUUCGAGUCUUUCGACACUUUGAACCCAGCUGCCUUGAUCGCCAAUAUUGAUAACUCAACAGUAUGUGGCAGGAAUCCUAUCAUGGGUACCAUUGUCACCGAUUCUGCUCCGUAUCUUUACCCAUUUAUUAUUGAAUAUUCACUUAUUGGAGCAGCUGUUAUUUAUGUCAUGUGGAAACAUAUCGGGAGAUACCCAAGCGUGGCGAACGAUGAAGAUCUGGAAAGACGUCUGGAAGCUGUUCUCUCCCGCAGGGCAGCGGCUUUAGCGGCCGCUCAACGAGGAAAUCGUGUGGAUUGUGCAGGCGCAUCCAAAGGCCUUUUCUGUGGAUUGCUGCUUUUAGUCGCAUCCCUGAUCUGCUUGAUUCUCUUCUUCGUCUUGAUCAGACAUCAGGAACUAAAACGGCUAUCGAUUUACCUGGCCGAUGUAUCACACUGCGCGCUUAUGAUCCUAUCCAUUUUGGCAAUUUUGAUUGGAUUUAUACGUGUUCGUAAACUAAAAUGGAGCGCCAAUCCUCCUUCCUACACCGAGCCACUUCGCAGGGUGCAAUCUCUGAAGUUCCGCUCUGAAGAACAAUCCGACUUGAAUGACAUCUUGCUCCGUGUUUCUGCCUUUGGACUCUUCUUGUAUGCCGUGUUCAGCGUCAUCGCUGGCGGAAUGGGCGCCUUCACUCACGAACCAAACCUGCUCGUGAUGAUUACUGGAUGUCUGAGCGUACUUCAGGUCAUCCUUCAACUGCUGUUCAUAGCGGAUGUUUCCCGUCGCCGUGUGCACUUACCCGAGCAGGAGCGUAGCAAGCCUGCACGUCAAGCCGUUACCUUCCUUCUCAUCUGCAACGUUACCAUGUGGCUUAUUUACACCUUCGAGGCACAGAAAGUUUUGGCUAACCCGGUACAACUGGACUUCUACGGAUUCGUAGCCUGGUCGCUUGUUCAACGAUUCACUCUUCCGCUUUGCAUCUUCCAUCGUUUCCACUCGGCUGUUACUCUAGCCGAGAUUUGGAAAUCCAGUUACAAAGCACGAUUGGAGUGA